AUGGUUGCCAUCUCCUUUGCACUCCUUUCCGCCGUCAGCGGAUUCUUGAUUCAAUCUGCUCGUGCGGCUCCCUCGCCCACUAUGCAAGUGGACCCCUUCGUCCGCCGCGAUGCUGAUGCUCCUCCUUUUGUCAAGCGUGCUGCGAGCUGCACGUUCCCAAGCCCUCCCAGGACAUCGAGCCUCAGUGCUCCUAUCACCGUCACCGGAACCUUUGAUGGUGGCAACGUUCGUUUCGAUCGCGGCUUUGGCGCCUGCACGUCUGGCGAAGGUGGAAGCGCUGACACCGUCUUCCUCGUAUCUUCGGGCGGAACCCUCCAGAAUGUUGUGAUUGGUGCCAACCAGAAGGAAGGCGUUCGUUGCACCGGCCCGUGCAACCUUUAUAACGUCUGGUUUGAGGAUGUAUGCGAGGAUGCAAUUACCAUCUCUCAGACUUCAGGCCAGUCCAAUAUCGUUGGAGGUGGUGCCAAGGGAGCCAGCGACAAGGUUGUCCAGCACAACGGUGGAGGAACUGUCAAGAUCGACUCGUACUGCGUCCAAUCUUUCGGCAAGCUGUAUCGCUCUUGUGGAAAUUGCUCGACGCAAUACAAGCGUACUGUUUUGAUCUCCCAGAUCAUCGGACAAACUGGUUCAGCCCUAGCUGGCGUCAACUCCAACUACGGCGAUGUAGCUCAAUUCGACCGCGCCUCCCUUCAGCUCUCAGGCGUGAGCAGCAUCUGCGACACUUAUGAGGGUAACAGCAACGGAAACGAGCCUAAGAAGCUGACCACCAACCAGUCCAACUCUUACUGCAAGUUUUAG
Molecule: messenger RNA, 798 nt
Organism: Rhizoctonia solani
Lineage: Eukaryota; Fungi; Basidiomycota; Agaricomycetes; Cantharellales; Ceratobasidiaceae
Product: pectate lyase
Exons: 5
Coding region: 1-798 (265 amino acids)
Biological process (GO): pectin catabolic process
Cellular component (GO): extracellular region
Molecular function (GO): pectate lyase activity
Source: RefSeq, a predicted model, not a curated record